GACUGUGGCGAACGCAGCUCGGGCGCCGCGGGGUCGCAGCGCCCCUUUCACCCCGCAGCCCAGCCCUUGGCAGCCGGGGCUAGCGCGAGCCCACCGCGGGCCCGCGCCGCCGCCGGUCCCCGCGCCACCCGCACCUCCGGCCCGGGCCGUGCGCUUCGGCGGCGGCAGCGGCGGGCCCGCCCCUCCGUGCGCGGCGGGGACGGACCGGCUCCCGGAUCCUGAAUUCCAAACUGCACGGGAUGCGCAGCCUCCCGUCCCCGAGGGCCGAUCCGACGGUACCGGGGAUCCGACUCCUCCCGUGACCCAGGACUGCGCUGGCCACGUUUCCCGGUGCCCCCGCCCAGCCUAGGGGCGGGAGGGCACCGGGGUCCCCGGGGCCCGUGAAGAGAUCGGCGAGCCCAGCACGACCCUGGCCAUGUCGCCCUCAGCCCCCUGCACUUCGCCCCGGUUCCUCGAGUGCCCCCUGGGCCGGCCCGGGCCGCUCCCCACCCGCCCGCUCUCUCCAGCCCCGGGCCCAGCCCAGCCCGCCGGCCUCAGCCCCGCGCAGACUUGGUGACUGCCCGCGCCUCGCUCCGCCCCCGUCCCCGCCCGACGGUGGCCCUCGGGAGCCGGGCGUCCCCGGGCCGCUCCCCCCCUCCCUCCCCCGGCCGGGACCAUGGUGUUUCUCUCUGGAAAUGCUUCGGAAGGCUCCAACUGCACGCACCCUCCCGCCCCGGUGAACGUUUCCAAGGCCGUUCUGCUGGGGGUGAUCCUGGGGGGGCUGAUCGUGUUCGGGGUGCUGGGGAACAUCCUGGUGAUCCUGUCGGUGGCCUGCCACCGCCACCUGCACUCCGUCACGCACUACUACAUCGUCAACCUGGCGGUGGCCGACCUGCUGCUCACCUCCACCGUGCUGCCCUUCUCGGCCAUCUUCGAGAUUCUGGGCUACUGGGCUUUCGGCAGGGUCUUCUGCAACAUCUGGGCGGCGGUGGACGUCCUGUGCUGCACGGCGUCCAUCCUGGGCCUCUGCAUCAUCUCCAUCGACCGCUACAUCGGGGUGAGCUACCCGCUGCGCUACCCGGCCAUCGUGACGCCCCGGCGGGGCGUGCGCGCGCUGCUGGGCGUCUGGGCGCUGUCCCUGGUCAUCUCCGUCGGGCCCCUGUUCGGCUGGCGGCAGCCGGCCCCCGAGGACGAGACCAUCUGCCAGAUCAACGAGGAGCCGGGCUACGUGCUCUUCUCGGCGCUGGGCUCCUUCUACGUGCCGCUGGCCAUCAUCCUGGUCAUGUACUGCCGCGUCUACGUGGUGGCCAAGCGGGAGGGCCGGGGCCUCAAGUGCGGCCUCAAGACCGAGAAGGCGGACUCGGAGCAGGUGACGCUGCGGAUCCACCGCAGAAACGCGCCCAGCCCGGGCGCCGGCGGCGGCGGGAGCGGCGGGGGCGGCGGGGCCAGCAGCGCCAAGAACAAGACGCACUUCUCCGUGAGGCUCCUCAAGUUCUCCCGCGAGAAGAAAGCGGCCAAGACGCUGGGCAUCGUGGUGGGCUGCUUCGUGCUCUGCUGGCUGCCCUUCUUCCUAGUGAUGCCCAUCGGGUCUUUCUUCCCUGAGUUCAAGCCCUCAGAAACAGUCUUUAAAAUCGUAUUUUGGCUCGGAUACCUAAACAGCUGUAUCAACCCCAUCAUCUACCCGUGCUCCAGUCAAGAAUUCAAAAAGGCCUUCCAGAACGUCUUAAGAAUCCAGUGUCUGCGUAGAAGGCAGUCUUCCAAGCACACGCUGGGCUACACCCUGCACGCCCCCAGCCAUGCCCCGGAAGGGCAGCCCAAGGACAUGGUUCGCAUCCCCGUGGGAUCCGGAGAGACCUUCUAUAAGAUCUCCAAGACCGACGGGGUCUGCGAAUGGAAGUUCUCUUCCCUGCCCCAUGGAUCUGCUAGGAUUACAGUGCCCAAGGACCAAUCUGCCUGUACCACAGCCCGGGACUUUUAGCCAUGAAAGCACCUGUACGCAGCCCCAGCCGAGCCCAGCUGGAAUACAUUGCUCUGCUCCGUGUCCACACCUCUGCGGGGCCGCGUCCGCCAUCUCCCAACGGCAACGGCAGCAACCGCCGCUGGCUCCCCAAGGUCCCCGCCAGCUGAACGGACCGAGAGGACAGAGAGGAAGGAACACGUUAGGAUUUCCGCAGAGGACGCGGGACUCCUGUCAAGGUGACCACGAGCAUGCGCCUUCAAGUUCCCAGACCCAAAGGCCACGUGGGUAGACUGAGACCCGGACCUGUCUUCUCUGUGCAGGAAAGUGUCCUCACUUCUUCACCACUGUGAGGUGGAUUAGGGGUGCUCUUCCCCACCCCCACCCCCCGCCCCCAGGGCUGCGGGAGUGGCCUUAAGAGAGAAAACUUGGGGCUGGAGGCGUGGCUCAGGUGGUAGAACUCCAGCCAGUGAGUGAAAGGAUCAGAGACUGAGUUCGAGUUCCAGACCAGAAAGAAAGAGAGAGAAAGAGAAAACUUACCAAAGAUGUGGCUCAAAGCAGGGCAGCAUAGUGAUGCUGUGCUUCAAAUAAGCCGGGAACUGUGCCCCAAAAAGCACAAUAAUGACUUGGCUUUUCGCGUGGCUCAGGAGUUAAGACAUUACUCUCUCUUUCUCUUGUCACUCUCGCUCUCUCUCUCCAUAUCCUACGUACUCAGUGAGGCCGCACUGUAAGGUAGAAGUGAUUAUUGCUGAAUUAUGAAAAGGCAGAUUUAAUUAGCUUAAAAAAAAACUUCGAGCAAAUUUAUACUGCAUUUGGAAAAAAAUAUAUAUGCUAAUGGCCCUGACCUAUUAAAUAGACUGAAUACAGGAGAUGCAUUCAAAUGGGAGAUGAAGCUAAAUCAGAAAUCCCUACCUGAGUUUAACGUUCCCAUCUACUCUCAAAAUAAUGUUUCCUAUCUCAGGUCUUUCCUGCAUAGUGUAAGGAGGACAGGGUUCUUACCUAUUCUCAGCGUAUGGAGAAAUGGGAGGAGAGGGCUUGAGGAUUUCUUCAAAUACCCACUCUGCCUCUGGUUCCUUUUUCUGUGACACCUCGAUGUCCCCCCAGUCCACUGGAUUCCUUACCUCCUUGACUUCUAUAGCUUGCUUUUUCAUUUCCAGUCGGUAAUUCCCAUAAUUCCAGCUUGAUUUGCACCUUCUCUCCUGGUCUCUUGGCCAGCAGUUACGCAACACGGGACUGUUCUUGAGGUCAAGUGCACAUUCUUCCUUAGCUAGCAGACAGACACUUGCCAUCCUGGUUCUUUCUCCCUUGAUAAGCCACCACGGAGCCAGGAAAAUGGGGUGCUAUGAGCAGGAAACUACUGAUCUGCCCCAAAGGGUGACAUGGGAAGCAAAAACCAGCUGUGACUGUCACCUCAAAAAUCCUCAGAAACACAAAGGUCCCAAAGGAGAGUUGCAAGAAUAUUCCUUCAGGAAUGUUCAAGCCUGUGGCCAGCAGCGAGCUACCUCCCCGUGCUGGCCUUGCACUUGGCACAAAACCCCAGGGAGGCACAGACAGUCCCCAGCUAAUGAGCCGGGUGAUCUCCAAGGCCAUCUGUUCUGAAGUCAAGAAUGCGCUUUUCCAAGAGGCAUUCUUACACGUGGAGAGGGGAAGAUGUUCCCAGAUGAACUGAAAAAAAAAUCUAUUUAAUGUACACCAGGAAUUGGCAAACAUUUUCUGUAAGCAGCUAGAUAGAAAAUCUCUUAGGUGUUGUGGGCAACACGGUCUCUGUCACAUUCUUUGCUUUGUCUUUUGGGGGGGAAGAAGGGACAAUCCUUGAAAAAUACAAAAGCCUUCUUGGCUCAGGAAAGGGAGAUGGAGCCAGGCACCGAUGGCUGAUAUUUGUGAUCCUUGGCUACCCAGAAGGCUGAGCUAGGAGGGUCGUGGUUUGAAGCCAAGCCCAAGCAGCCAAAUCAAUG
Messenger RNA from Perognathus longimembris pacificus (Pacific pocket mouse), 3891 nucleotides. It is a transcript of the gene Adra1a, whose product is annotated as adrenoceptor alpha 1A. The record is from RefSeq and is a predicted model, not a curated record. Gene Ontology annotation, biological process: adenylate cyclase-activating adrenergic receptor signaling pathway; regulation of cardiac muscle contraction; phospholipase C-activating G protein-coupled receptor signaling pathway. Gene Ontology annotation, cellular component: membrane. Bases 656 to 1957 code for a protein of 433 amino acids. Lineage: Eukaryota; Metazoa; Chordata; Mammalia; Rodentia; Heteromyidae. Gene Ontology annotation, molecular function: alpha1-adrenergic receptor activity. The transcript has 3 exons.